Molecule: messenger RNA, 1406 nt
Organism: Pseudopipra pipra
Lineage: Eukaryota; Metazoa; Chordata; Aves; Passeriformes; Pipridae
Product: zinc finger protein 239-like
Exons: 1
Coding region: 51-1208 (385 amino acids)
Biological process (GO): regulation of gene expression
Cellular component (GO): nucleus
Source: RefSeq, a predicted model, not a curated record
CAGGACAACCCCGCUGGCGCCGCCGUCCUGCCGGGGCCGGAGUUGGGGGGAUGUCCUUGGCCUUCCCUGUGGGCCGGAGGCAAAUCCCCUGCCUGUCCUUCUUGCUUCCUGCCCCAGGCCCCGAGCUGAGGACGGAGAGCCCGGAGGACAAAUCCCCCCGUGAGACCCUGGUGGGAGAGGCCGUUUUGAAGGGCUCCACGGCACAGGAAGGCAGCGGGGAGGGAAAGGGCCGGAGAUCCCCCCGCAGGAGGGGCUCCAAAGCCAUCCCAGGGUGCUCUGAGGAGGAAAGAGCCAGCCUGUGCCAGGAAGGCGGCCGGAGCUUGAGGGGGAGCUCUGACCUGGUGGUCCCUGAGCAGCCUCCCAGCAGGGAGAUGCCCUUCAGAUGCUUGGAAUGUGGGAAGAGCUUCAGGAAGAGCUCCCACCUGAUCCGGCACCAGCACAUUCACACCGGCGAAUGGCCCUACAGGUGUGGAGAAUGUGCGAAGAACUUCAGGGACAGCUCCAGCCUCCUCAGCCACCAGCGCACCCACACUGGGAAACGGCCCUACACGUGUGGGGAAUGUGGGAAGAGCUUCAGGCAGAGCUUCCACCUGAUUAGGCACAAGCACAUCCACACCGGGGAACGGCCCUACACGUGUGGGGAAUGUGGGAAGAGCUUUAGUGACAGGUCCAACCUCCUCACCCACCAGCGCAUUCACACUGGGGAGCAGCCUUACAAGUGUUCAGAAUGUGGGAAGAGGUUCAGUGACAACUCCAGCCUCCGCAAACACCAGCACAUCCACACUGGGGAACGGCCCUACACGUGUGGGGAAUGUGGGAAGAGCUUCAGCCAGAGCUCCCACCUCCACACCCACCAGCGCAUCCACACUGGGGAACGGUCCUACAAGUGCUUGGAAUGUGGGAAGAGGUUUCAGACCAGCUCACAUCUCCUCCAGCACCAGCGGUCACACACGGAUGAGAGGCCCUUCCGCUGCACCGACUGCGGGAAGGGCUUCAACCGCAACUCCACCCUUGUCACCCACCGGCGCAUCCACACCGGAGAGAGGCCCUACAAGUGUGGGGAGUGUGGGAAGAGCUUCGCCCACAGCUCUGCCCUAAUCAGUCACCAGCGCCUCCACACUGGGGAACGGCCUUACAAAUGCUUGGAAUGUGGGAAGAGCUUCACUCAGAGCUCUAAGUUGACCAAACACCAACGGACCCACCAGUAGGGGAAGCCCUGUGAGUGCCCCGACUGCCGGAAGAGCUUCGGCUGUAGGACUGACACACAAAAAAGGUUUCAAAAGGUCUUCACGAUUUUGAGUAUCUGCACUCCAACAUCAAUUUAUUCUUUUGAAUAUGUGUAAGUUUAACCUCAGUUUAGUCUGAAAGCCAAAUUCACCACUACCCCAUUCCCUGAUAACCAUGGG